GUCAAUGCACGAUAAAAUCAUAUAAAGACUUGAUUUUCAAUUUCCUCAGGUUGGGUUGUUCUAUUUUUCGUGGCAGCAGUAGUUUUGAACACUCAAGAUUCUGAUUUUGAAGUUAGAUUCUUUUAUCGUAUCGGCAUAAAGUCACCUUUUCAAAAGAAACUCGUAUUUCACAAGAACACAAUAAUGUUGACUCCUCACGGUGGUAUUUUGCAAGAUUUGAUUGCCAGAGAUGCUUCAAGAAAGAAUGAACUUUUAACCGAAGCAGCUUCCUUGAAGUCUUUGAACUUGACUGAUAGACAACUUUGCGAUUUGGAGUUGAUCUUAAACGGUGGUUUUUCACCAUUGACUGGUUUCAACAACAAGAAGGAUUACGAGUCUAUUCGUGAUGAUAUGAGAUUGGCUUCUGGCGAGAUCUGGUCCAUACCGAUUCCACUUGAUGUCUCCGAAGAAACUGCCAAGCAAUUUGCUGAAGGUGACAGAGUCGUUUUGAGAGACCCUAGAGAUGAUGCUGCCUUAGCUAUCAUUACCAUUGCUGACAUUUACAAGCCAGAUAAGCAUGAAGAAGCCAAGAAGGUUUUCAGAGGUGAUCCAGAGCAUCCCGCCAUCAGAUAUUUGUUUGAUGUUGCUGGCGACUAUAACAUCGGUGGUGACUUGGAGGCUAUCAGCUUGCCAAAACACUAUGACUAUACCGAAUUCAGAAAAACCCCAGCUCAAUUGAGAUCGGAGUUCCAAUCCAGACACUGGAACAAGGUUGUUGCUUUCCAAACUAGAAACCCAAUGCACAGAGCUCACAGAGAAUUGACUGUCAGAGCAGCCAAGGAUAAGCUUGCCAACUUGUUGAUCCACCCAGUUGUUGGUUUGACCAAGCCAGGUGACAUUGACCACCACACCAGAGUCAAGGUUUACCAAGAAAUCAUCAAGAAGUAUCCAAACGGUAUGGCCAAGCUCUCUUUGCUUCCUCUAGCCAUGAGAAUGGCUGGUGACAGAGAAGCUGUGUGGCACGCUAUCAUCAGAAAGAACUACGGUGCUACCCAUUUUAUUGUGGGUAGGGAUCACGCCGGCCCAGGUUCCAACUCUAAGGGUGUUGACUUUUACGGCCCUUACGAUGCUCAAACUCUUGUUGAGAAAUUCGCUACUGAGUUAGAAAUCGAGGUCGUUCCAUUCAGAAUGGUUACUUACCUUCCAGACGAGGACAGAUACUCUCCAAUCGAUUUGGUUCCUUCCGGCACCAAGACCUGCUCUAUUUCUGGUACCGAGCUUAGAAAGAGAUUAAGAGACGGCACCGAAAUCCCAGCGUGGUUCUCCUACCCUGAAGUCGUCAAAAUUUUGAGAACCUCUCACCCACCAAGACCAUCCCAAGGUUUUGCACUAUACCUAUCCGGCUUACCUUUCUCUGGUAUCCAAGCCUUGAGUUAUGCCUUGCAAGCAACCUUCAACCAAUUCCAAGGUGGUAGACACAUAACUUUGAUUGACGAAGACACCGUAAACAUCGAGGCUCUUCCAUUCAUUGUCAGCGAACUUGUGAGAGCCGGUGCUGGUGUGAUCAUUGCCAAUGCAAAACAAGUUUCUCACUUCAACCAGUACGCAUCGUUGAAGAAGACCGUUUCCAAGGCAGGUAGUUUCAUCACAGUCGCUAUCGAAACUCCAUUGGAUGUGUGUAAGGCAAACGACAGAUCCGGUUUCUACUCCACCGAAGCUGGUCAAGCAGCCAUCGCCACCUUUAAGCCCAUCGAAGACGCUGAAAUCGCCUCUGACUUGAGCAUUGAAGACUCUUUGAACGUUGCUAUUCAAAAAAUCGUCUUGUACUUGGAAGAACAGGGUUUCUUCAAGUUUUAAGGAUUUUUUGCUUGCUCCCCCUUUUUACGAUCUUUUCAAUGUUACAUUACUCGCUUCUCCUUUGUAUAGAUUCCGUUAUAUCCAUAUCUUUAAUUAUUCAUUCAUUCUUGUACU
Pichia membranifaciens NRRL Y-2026 is the source of this 1950-nucleotide messenger RNA. RefSeq lists its product as hypothetical. NCBI's taxonomy places the organism in Eukaryota, Fungi, Ascomycota, Pichiomycetes, Pichiales, Pichiaceae. Gene Ontology annotation, cellular component: cytoplasm. The transcript has a single exon. Gene Ontology annotation, biological process: sulfur amino acid metabolic process. Bases 184 to 1836 code for a protein of 550 amino acids. Gene Ontology annotation, molecular function: sulfate adenylyltransferase (ATP) activity. The record is from RefSeq and is a predicted model, not a curated record.